CGGAAGCGCUCUCCGGCCCGGGAACGGCCGGCGUGUAGGUUGCCUCGGGUCUACCGCGCGCUCGCGCUCGUUCCCAGCUCCGGCGCCGCGCUGUGCGGCCGCGCGCUUGGUCGGCGGCCAUGUGUUCGCUGGCGGCCGGGAACGGCCAAGGCGCCGAGCUGGGCCCCGAGCCCCUGGAGCUGUCGGACAGCGGAGACGACGCCGGCUGGGAGGACGAGGACGCUGAGCCCGCGCACGGCCGGCAGCACACGCCCUGCCUGUUCUGUGACAGGUUGUUUGGGUCUGCUGAGGAAACGUUUGCACACUGUAAGUUGGAGCAUCAAUUUAAUAUUGAUAGUAUGGUCCACAAACAUGGACUUGAAUUUUAUGGAUACAUUAAGCUAAUAAAUUUUAUUAGACUUAAGAAUCCUACAGUUGAAUAUAUGAAUUCCAUUUACAAUCCUGUACCUUGGGAGAAAGAUGAGUACCUGAAGCCUGUGUUGGAAGAUGACCUUUUACUUCAGUUUGACGUAGAAGAUCUUUAUGAGCCGGUGUCUACUCCCUUCUCAUACCCCAACGGACUCAGAGACAAUACAUCUGUUGUUGAGAAGUUGAAGCACAUGGAGGCGCGGGCGCUGUCUGCCGAGGCAGCCCUGGCUCGAGCGCGUGAGGACCUGCAGAAGAUGAAACAAUUUGCUCAGGACUUUGUGAUGAACGUAGAUGUCAGAACUUGCUCCUCUACCACUGCCAUUGCAGACCUGCAGGAAGAUGAGGACGGCGUCUACUUCAGCUCCUACGGGCAUUAUGGGAUUCAUGAAGAAAUGCUAAAGGACAAAGUACGCACAGAAAGCUACAGAGAUUUCAUAUAUCAAAAUCCACACAUCUUCAAAGAUAAGGUUGUUCUGGAUGUUGGGUGUGGAACUGGAAUUCUCUCCAUGUUCGCUGCCAAAGCCGGGGCCAAGAAAGUGAUUGCAGUUGACCAGUCUGAAAUCCUGUAUCAGGCUAUGGAUAUCAUAAGACUAAAUAAACUUGAAGAUACCAUUAUACUAAUUAAAGGAAAGAUUGAAGAAGUGAGUCUUCCUGUAGAAAAGGUGGAUGUUAUUAUAUCAGAGUGGAUGGGCUAUUUUCUUCUUUUUGAGUCAAUGUUGGAUUCUGUCCUUUAUGCGAAGAGCAAAUACUUAGCAAAAGGAGGAUCAGUCUACCCUGACAUUUGCACUAUCAGCCUUGUGGCUGUGAGUGACAUGAGCAAGCAUGCAGAUAGAAUUGCCUUCUGGGAUGACGUCUAUGGCUUCAACAUGUCUUGCAUGAAAAAAGCAGUUAUUCCAGAAGCUGUUGUGGAAGUUGUAGAUCAUAAGACUCUUAUUUCCGACCCUUGUGGUAUCAAGCAUAUAGAUUGCCACACUACAUCUAUCUCAGACUUGGAGUUUUCUUCAGAUUUUACCCUGAGAACCACAAAGACAGCCAUGUGCACGGCACUUGCUGGCUACUUUGAUAUAUGUUUUGAGAAGAAUUGCCACAACAGGGUCGUGUUCUCUACCGGCCCCCAGAGCACCAAAACACACUGGAAGCAGACAGUGUUUCUGUUGGAAAAGCCAUUUCCAGUUAAAGCAGGUGAAGCCUUGAAAGGAAAGAUCACAGUUCACAAGAAUAAGAAGGAUCCUCGGUCCCUCAUUGUGACCCUGACCUUGAACACUUUAACUCAGACUUACAGUCUCCAGUGACCAUCAUAGUCUGCAGCUGCCACAAAGCCUGAAGCACAUCCAACUCUCCGUCUUUAAAGUGGGGUAGAGGGCUCAGUGGGAGGGGCAGACUCCACAGGGCUGUGGCACAGCUGGUCCUGGCCCUGCAGCUCCUGGGAAAGCUCAUGGAGGAUUGCGCCCUCCUCCUGCUUCUGCUCCUGGGGAUCCUAGUCACAGAAGCCUCUUGGCCAGAUUAGCUCAGUCUCUCUUCUACUAAAGUGAGAGUCCUUUUAAUUGGCUUACUUUUGGAACAGUAAUAGUCUUUUUUUUUUGUAAGUUUCUUACUAUAAAUUUUGUUUUUAAUAACAGCAGCACAAAGCAGUGUUCUAUUGUAGAUUUCCUUUCCGGAGGAACAGUUUUUAGUUACAUUCUUUGCUGUACUAUCAGGAUAUCUCAAGACUAGGGAGCCAGUGGACAGGACAAAGCGGCGGUUCCUGCAGACGCUGUUUGCAGAGGCUAACUGCGGUCCUUCCCACCCACCUGCAGCUCUCAGCUCUACCUCCUCAGUGUUCUCUGGCCACAGAGUAGCAUUGCGGGGACGUCCACCUUCCGUGUUUAGCCUAGGUGUGAUUGACUCUCCUCAGGAUGGGGUAGAUGUAUGCCUCUCUAAAAUGCUGCCUCUUUAGGCCAGGUCUCUGUGCCAAGGUCACAUAUGCAUCUGCUAAUACUAUAAAAUCAUGCUAUUCGGGUUGAAAGAAUGAAAAAUAUUCAAUAAAAUAUAUAACUAUUGAAAAAAUUGAAA
Molecule: messenger RNA, 2460 nt
Organism: Meriones unguiculatus (Mongolian gerbil)
Lineage: Eukaryota; Metazoa; Chordata; Mammalia; Rodentia; Muridae
Gene: Prmt3
Product: protein arginine methyltransferase 3
Exons: 16
Coding region: 120-1700 (526 amino acids)
Biological process (GO): peptidyl-arginine methylation
Cellular component (GO): nucleus
Molecular function (GO): protein-arginine N-methyltransferase activity
Source: RefSeq, a predicted model, not a curated record